AUGGCUCAGCUUAAGAGCCUACCUGACGAGCUCCUGCUCGAUAUCGCGCUACGCCUUCAGCCACCCGAUCUCAAAGACCUAGCUCUAACCGCACGCCAGUUCCGCGACAUCCCGCAAGAAGCUCUUCACACUUCCAUUAGUCUCAGGACGCAUUACCAGUCUCUUCCGGAACUCCUCAGAACCUUAGUAAAAAGGCCAGAUCUCGCUAAGAAGGUCCGCUCUUUACAAAUAACGGGAUAUCGUGGUCCUCAGCACGUUUACAGAUCGGCUGUAGGCUAUGAUGACUCCUGGGACCAGGUCGUCACACACGCAAUAAAGUCGACACAUUCUUGGCCUAUCGAUCAGAUGAAGUGGGCUAGCAGAGUCAAAGACGGCGAUCUUUAUGCUUGCAUUGGCCUAUUGCUGGUGUUGACAGAUCAGCUGCAGAAUCUCACGUUCUGUUCUGGAGAUAACCAGGAUUUCAUGACGCCGCCGAGCCUGAGUCUGACGUUCCCUGGCAUAGCCGAAAGGCAUGCUGUUACUGCUCCUGGAUUUACGAGUUCCAUCAUCAUCGAUCCGCUGAUCCCUGCCUCACAUCUUCUGGAAGAGCUGGAUCUAAAGUGCUCUGACACCGGAGAUUCUAAACAGAUCGACUACCUCCGACCAUCGCGAUCGUUGCAACGUUUCACUCUAAUAAAGCGCCUAUCCAUUCCGCAAAGUGUUCUCAUCAACUCAACCCCCUACGAAUGUUCCCCUCUCCAUCCGUUCGAGGCGCUGCCGCCGAAUGUAGAGUACCUUAAUGUGGCUGAUCCGACUACCGCUGUGAUAGAGUGGAUCUCGGGAGUUCUGGAUGACCGCAGCAAGCUGCGCAGCUUGAAAAGAAUAUCUCUCGAUUUCGAUAACGACCCGAAGCAGCGAGUAAAGGACUACAAAGAGGCUGGAGUGCAGAUUUUUGGUCGGCUGCUGGAGGCAGGCAUAUCCGUGCACUUCGAAAACAACAACGUCCCCCAAUUCCUAUUCCGCACUUGGAGCAGCAAAAGUGGCGGAGGACCAGAACUCGCGACUAACAGCAUCAAGGAAAUCAUUCCGCACGGCUUCAUGAAGGAAGCGCCAGAAAGGACGUUCUACGAGAAGCCAGAAAGUGAGCUUUACAGAAUGGUGGCAACGCAUUAUGGCAACGAUAAAAGGCCUUGGCUCAGCUCCGAGUUCAGCUCAUGGACUGGGUCCAUUCAUCUAGCGCUCUACUAUGCUAAGUCCAUAGACGCAAAGCACGACCCCCACGUCGCUGUCAUCGACACACGGCAGCUGGAUGGAGAGGUCCUCGUAUGGCAUGUUCCGCACCUAUAUUACGAGGGUGGGCUUCAUGAGUACAUGGCCCAUGGCUCCAUCAGAGGCAUUGGAUACAAGGCAGUAUCGUACAAGACGUUGAUGUCGGCUGGUCUGGCGAAUGUUUUUCCCGAGCUAGGGGUAGUGGAGGGGGAUGAACUCGACUUCGGCAUUGACUUACGCAAACAGAUGUUCAACGAGCCUCCAAUUCCUUUUCCAGAAGACGAGCUGGAAAACUCUGACGAGAUCAAGCAGAUACGAAACAUCGCGGAUCUUUACGAUCAUCUUUCACUACCGGUAGCGACUAGCUUGAUAUGUCUGAGGCCGAGACCGUGGGUACGCUCGCAGCCUGAGGGUUGGGCCGCAUUGGAACAGGCCGCGAAGCUGUUCGCGGGCGCGGAGCUGCUCAGAGAUUUUGAAAGGGGGAAUUGGCUUCGCGAAGGAGUGGUACUGACUGAGUCUCCCAUGGAUUCAAUGACCUUUCCUGACGUCCGACAGUGGAUCGAGCUCCUCCGAGCUAUCUGUGAACGCGCAGAAUGA
This is a messenger RNA of Alternaria arbusti, 1845 nucleotides long. RefSeq lists its product as uncharacterized. The record is from RefSeq and is a predicted model, not a curated record. Gene Ontology annotation, molecular function: protein binding. NCBI's taxonomy places the organism in Eukaryota, Fungi, Ascomycota, Dothideomycetes, Pleosporales, Pleosporaceae. The transcript has 3 exons. The coding region runs from base 1 to 1845 and encodes 614 amino acids.